Molecule: messenger RNA, 153 nt
Organism: Linum tenue
Lineage: Eukaryota; Viridiplantae; Streptophyta; Magnoliopsida; Malpighiales; Linaceae
Source: the annotation of a GenBank genome assembly
AUGCUAUGUAUGAAUGAUAUUUUCUAUUUCAUAGGGGAUCCUGGUUCGUUAUUUACAGUUCUUGCAUUAACUAGUUCGGAAUUAGGCGAAGCUAUAUCACAAGCUCAUGUUUCUACGAUUUCAAUCUGGAUUUACUUGAAUGAUGUCUGCUGA